This is a messenger RNA of Oryza sativa Japonica Group (Japanese rice), 2583 nucleotides long. RefSeq names its product wall-associated receptor kinase 5. Gene Ontology annotation, biological process: cell surface receptor signaling pathway; protein phosphorylation. Gene Ontology annotation, molecular function: ATP binding; protein serine/threonine kinase activity; polysaccharide binding. The record is from RefSeq and is a predicted model, not a curated record. NCBI's taxonomy places the organism in Eukaryota, Viridiplantae, Streptophyta, Magnoliopsida, Poales, Poaceae. Gene Ontology annotation, cellular component: plasma membrane.
UUCUGGGCCUAACUAGUAUGAGGCCGCACGUGCGGAAGCCGCAAUCCCCAUUGAAGCCGGCAAUCCUCGCCGCCGUCGCCGCCCCCGUCGACGGCGAUAGCCUCGCCGCCGCCGCCGCCCCCAUCGCCGGCGAAUCUUCCAGUGGUUUGUUGGCAAUGCCGGUGGACGGUGCCAUGGCGAUGCCGGGCUGCCCGGACAAGUGCGGCAAUGUGGCUAUCCCCUACCCUUUUGGCAUUGGAGAAAACUGCUCUGCGACCAACCUAAACAGCUACUUCAACCUCAUGUGCAAUGACACCUUUCAUCCACCAAGGCCACAAAUCCGGGAACCGGAAGCACACAUCGAGGUCACCGGCAUCUCACUGGAGCGAGGCGAGAUGCGUGUGCUCAGCCCUGUCAACCACAUCUGCUUCACGUCGAACACCACAUCCACCAAGUCCAGUGGUGUCGGGUAUGACCUGAGCAGAACUCCCUUCCUCCCAUCGCCGUCGCGCAACCGCUUCACGGUCAUCGGUUGCAACACCCUGGGGCUCAUCACUGGCUACAGGGGUGCCUCGGGACAAUACGUGACUGGGUGCUACUCCUACUGUGAGGGUAUCAACAGCACCUCUGAUGGGGCACCGUGUGCCGGGAUGGGGUGCUGUGAGGCUUCCAUACCUGCCAACCUCACUGCCUUCGCCGUGACAUUUGAUCUGAACCACAGCAAGGUGUGGACCUUCAACCCUUGCUUCUACUCUGUCGUCGCCGAGGUCGGGUGGUACAAUUUCAAGAAGCAGGAUCUUGUUGGUCACCUCGGAUUCAUCAAGGAAAGAGCCCAGAAUGGUGUUCCUAUUGUCGCUGACUGGGCCAUUAGGAAUGGCUCAUGCCCAAAGAAGGGGGAAAAAGAACCUAGCAGCUAUGCCUGCGUUAGUGCAAACAGCUAUUGCACGGCCGUGAUAAAUAGUCCAGGGUAUUUGUGCAACUGCUCACAAGGAUAUGGGGGAAAUCCUUAUCUUUCAGAUGGCUGCCAAGACAUAGAUGAGUGUGAGAUGCGUAAGCUGGACCCCAAGUAUGAAGAAUUAUAUCCAUGCAGAAAAGGGGUCUGUCAGAACACACCAGGAAGCUACAUAUGCAAAUGCAAGAAAGGAAAAAAGUCUGAUGGUACAGGUUAUGGAUGCCAACCUGCGGAUUCUCCAGACUAUAGAAUGGUUGUAGGUUUAAGUGUUUCUGCCAUUGUGGUAACCGCUAUGGCAUGCAUGUUGAUUAUGCAAUUACAAAGGAGAAGGCACAAGAAAGAGAAAAUUGAAUAUUUCAAACAAAAUGGAGGACUCAGGUUGUAUGAUGAGAUGAUAUCAAGGCAGGUUGACACAAUCCGUAUACUUACAGAAAGAGAGAUAAAGAGAGCCACUGAAAACUACAACGAAGAUCGAGUUCUUGGAUCUGGUGGCCAUGGAAUGGUCUACAGAGGAACUCUGGAUGACAACAAAGAGGUUGCCAUAAAGAAGUCCAGAGUAAUCAAUGAUGAUUGCAGGGAAGAAUUUGUCAACGAGAUAAUAAUUUUGUCUCAAAUCAAUCACAGGAACAUUGUGAGGUUACUAGGCUGUUGCUUGGAUGUGGAUGUCCCGAUGUUGGUGUAUGAGUUUGCGCACAAUGGGACCUUAUCUGAGUUCCUUCAUGGUACUGACCACAGAUCACCAAUCCCCUUGGAUCUACGCCUGAAGAUUGCCACUCAAGCAGCAGAAGCUUUAGCUUACUUACAUUCAUCAACAUCUCGCACAAUCCUGCACGGGGAUGUAAAAUCAGCCAAUAUCCUGAUGGACGAUCAGUACAAUGCAAAGGUUGCAGACUUUGGAGCUUCAACCCUCAAGUCCAUGGAUGAAAGCGAGUUCAUCUUGUUCGUCCAAGGGACGAUGGGCUACCUUGACCCCGAGAGCUUUACCAGCCAUCAGCUGACCGAGAGGAGCGAUGUCUACAGCUUCGGUGUGGUUCUUCUGGAGCUCUUGACAAGAAAGAAAGCCUUAUACACCAAUGAUUUCAACAAGAAUGAAUCUCUGUCGUACAGAUUUCUGUCGAUGUUUCGGCAGAACAAACACCAAGCCAUGCUAGACCCUGAAAUUGUGGAUGGCUCCAAUGUGGUGGCGAUCGAGAAGCUUACCAAAGUCGUUGUGCAAUGCAUGAGCCCGAGAGGAGAUGACCGGCCAACGAUGAAGGAAGUCGCAGAGAGACUACAGAUGCUGAGGAAGCUCCAGAUGCAGGCAACCUGUGAUGGCGAAAACGAUCGUGAUGUCCAUGACAAUUUUGGAGGAUCGCCGUCAGUGAUCCUUCAUUUUGAUGAGAUGACAGAUAGCAGCAUAGAAACGUCUAACCUUAUUCUGAGCGAAUGACAGUACAUCUUGCAACAUGCUGCAACUUCACUUGAAUUUGUCUGUGUAAUGAGGUAGUAGGAUGUAGUUCUGUUGAUGUUAUAGUCAUUCUUUCCAUUUUAUUGAAAUUGAAGUGUUUUAGAGCAUACAGUUUCAGCCAUUCGGCUUGUGUUGUACUAACCAUUUGUUUCUGUCAAUCUAAUUUCUUCGAGAGGCAGUCGUGCUAAUUCUUUUGCUUUCUUCA